This is a messenger RNA of Drosophila suzukii, 374 nucleotides long. It is a transcript of the gene RpL37-2, whose product is annotated as Ribosomal protein L37-2. The record is from RefSeq and is a predicted model, not a curated record. Gene Ontology annotation, biological process: translation. Gene Ontology annotation, cellular component: ribosome; cytosolic large ribosomal subunit. Gene Ontology annotation, molecular function: structural constituent of ribosome; RNA binding. Lineage: Eukaryota; Metazoa; Arthropoda; Insecta; Diptera; Drosophilidae.
CUUGUCAUUCUUUUCCGAAUCAGACGUCCCAACAACUAACUUAUUUAAUUUUUUGAGAAAUCUACUGAAGAAAGAUGACCAAGGGAACUACGAGCUUUGGCAAGCGCCACAACAAGACGCACACCAUCUGUCGGCGGUGCGGGACUUCUUCGUAUCAUCUCCAGAAGUCGAGGUGCUCCCAGUGCGGCUAUCCCUCGGCCAAAUCGCGGUCCUUCCACUGGUCACGAAAGGCCAAGGGUCGCAAGGCCCAGGGAACUGGAAGGAUGCGGUACCUGAAGAAGUUGCGGCGUCGUUUCCGCAACGGUUUACGUGAGGGAGGCUCCUCGAUGAAGAAAACCAACUAAGUCCAGAAAGGGUCCCGAAUAAGUCUAAUA